AGAGCGGAGAGAGAGAGAGAGAAGCAGCCUGUGCUUGUAAGUGCUUUCAUACUUCAGCCAGUCUGAUUCUUGUGUCAAAGAUGCAGGUUGUUAGUGGUGGACGAUCACUUUGGAUAUAUACUCUGAUAUUUACUUCUCUACAACUUUGGGGAAGACUUUCUGCUUCCACUUCCUCUCCCACUCUUCCAGCACCUACCCUGAACAUCUACUUAAGAUCAAAUGACUCAGUGACCCUAAUCUGCAAGGUCCCAGAGGGUCAUCAUGGGUUUCUCUUCAUGUUGUACAAGAUCAGAGAGAACGUGGACUCCCAGGAGCUGCAGUCUGGUACUGAUGAGGUUAAAUUCACCUUCAGGGUACCUGAAGGGGACUCAGGUGAACUGUUCUGCUGUCUGUACAGGGACCAGGGAGGCCGAUACAGUGCAUUCAGUCCCUAUUUGAGACUGGAGCAGCAAAGAGAAACUGCCCCAACUCGCUCCAUACCCUCUUUCCCUUCUCCAGUCUUGUCUAUGGUGCCGUCUACUGGUGUGGUAAAACGUGGGGACAUGCUGACCUUCAGCUGCUCAGUCCCUGAUCUUUCAUCUCAGACUCAGUCCCAGUCUGGCUACAACAACAAACCAGACACCUUCCUUUUGCUGAAGUAUGCUGAGCACACAGGGACCACAUCUAUUAUAGCCCAGCCUCAGGCCAGUCAGGUAUCAAGCCCUGAACCUCAGCCAGGAGUCUUUACUGUGGGGCCAGUGAGGGGAGAAGAGGAGGGAGAGUAUACCUGUAUCUACCAGAUCACCAAAAAAAGGCGACUGGUUAAUUCAACUGUUAGCAACAUGAUUCAAGUCACAGUCACAGAUUUGCUCCCACUGCCCACUCUUGUUCUCCAACAGCAGACAGACGUUUGGCAUUUGCUCUGCACAGGGUCUCCUGCAUACCCUGGUGCUGUGUUCUACCUCUACCUGGCAGAUAAUGAACAUCCCAUUGCCACUCACCAGGCCAAAGUGAUCCACCAUCAGGCCACUUUCCCAGUGCCUGUCCAGGAAACUCUUUUGGUUUUUUACAAAUGCCAGUACAGUGUUCUUCUGGGAAAGAAGUCUGAGCUCAGCCACUCUCUGGCUGUAAGCAGAGGAAUUUCCCCUCCCUCAUCAUUAGAUUCGUCAGGUGUGGACUGGCCUCUUGUACUGGGCUCUUUCUCUGCUGUGGUAUUAUUCCUCCUUUCAGUGUUACUCGUGGUUCUGGUGGCGCUCAGGAAAGCAAAAGCAGCAGCUGAGAAAGAGAAGAAAAGGCAGGAUGGACAAUUCUGGGCUGUAAAUGCUAAGGACCAUAUUGUUGACCCUCCACUCAGGUGUUCAAGCUUCACCUCUGAGGAGUGGGCCAAUGGGGACACAGAGACAGCCUCCAGAUCUCCAUUAUGGAACUCUCUCUCCACGUUCACAUCCCCCAUCCAUUAGAAAUGUUUGUUCUUUUGUUGCCUCUCUCUCUCUCUCUCUCUCUCUCUCUCCCCCUACUUCAUGUGUGUGUUUAUACUUUAUCACAGCUUAUCCGCGUAGCAUCAGUUGGAGUUGCACAGCUGGACAGGAAGAAGCUGUUUCCUAAAUUCCUAUUUCAUGCGCAGCAGUAAAAUUGAACAGUUCGACGGGAUGUGAUGUUUGAUGUCUGAUCUUUCAUGAAACUGAGCAAGAUAAUUUAAAUACAGAUUUUAUUAGGAUUAUUAUUAUGAAUAAUUAUUCUUGACCUUGGAAAAAGCAGGUGACAAAAACAUCUCUCCUCGAGGUCCAUUUAGCAGCUGCUCUGGGGCUUUCAGCUACACCAGAGGAUCUUCAUCAGCAGAUGGAGUUUGCCCACAUGUCAUGGAAUUUUAUAUUAGCUGCUAAAUGAACUUUGUCAUGUGAAGUCAAAUAAUCAACCCGUCUAACAGUUAUGGCUUAACUAAUAUUUCAAAUUAUUUCACAGUGCUAUUUGUAGGUUUGCAGGUCAUUCCAGCUCCAUCAACAUUAUUUAAAGUAUGUACAUUUACACGUGCUUGAACAUUGUUUUUUUUUCUUGAAGUUAUUAAAGUUUUUUUUAAAAUUUAUAUAGCACUUACUGUUUCAAAACCAGAAGAAAAAAUGAACAAAA
Seriola dumerili (greater amberjack) is the source of this 2106-nucleotide messenger RNA. Its product is annotated as leukocyte immunoglobulin-like receptor subfamily B member 3. Lineage: Eukaryota; Metazoa; Chordata; Actinopteri; Carangiformes; Carangidae. The coding region runs from base 81 to 1439 and encodes 452 amino acids. The record is from RefSeq and is a predicted model, not a curated record. The transcript is spliced from 11 exons.